Molecule: messenger RNA, 2307 nt
Organism: Acytostelium subglobosum LB1
Lineage: Eukaryota; Evosea; Eumycetozoa; Acytosteliales; Acytosteliaceae
Exons: 4
Coding region: 1-2307 (768 amino acids)
Cellular component (GO): HULC complex; nucleus
Molecular function (GO): ubiquitin protein ligase activity
Source: RefSeq, a predicted model, not a curated record
AUGGAUGAUGGCAACAACAGUGGAGCAGCACAACUCGAGUACCUGUUGCAGAGUAAACUGAAAAGGACACAGAUGUCCCUGUUAAAGAUAGCCGAGGCUGUAGAGCGAGAGCAUUCUCUAUCCACAUCCCUGCUUCACUUACUCAAGUCAUCCAAGGAGAUCAAACCAAGCGACUUUGAGGCAAUACUGAGAGAUCACAAUGAAAGACUGACGACACAGAAUCAACAUCUACAGAGCUCAUAUGAUAGACUGCUGCUGCAGUGCAAGCAGUUGACUGAUCAGUUGACCACGCUCACAGAGCAGUCGGGCACACAUAGUACCGCGAUAGGUGAGCUCCGCCUCGAGCUGGAGAAGACCAACGACGAGCUAAUACUGGAGCGCAAGAAGAUUAUCAAGAUGAACGAUGACAUACCCAAGAUUGCCGUGCGCCUUUCAUCACCAGCGCUCACCAGCAGCAGCAGUAGCGGCGCGAUGACCACAACCACAACCACCACAUCCACCACGAUGACCACUACAACCACGACGACAACCUCGACCACCAAUGGAAUGCCCAGCACGCCCAAGUCGCUACAGGGUCUCAGCGGUGACCCAGCGGCUGCCGAGCUACAGGUCGAGACGAGCGAGGAGUAUCUCGAGUUGAAGAAGAAGUCCGAGCAACGUCUGAACGAAGCGCGUAAGCUGCGUGAGGAGAAGGCGAACUUGAUGAAGGAGAUACAACAGCUGCAGAUUGACAUAAGGAGUCUGCCUGAGGAGCGUAUCAUCACCUCGGCACCCUACCACCACUUGCGCAAUCGUGUCCAGGAGGUCGAUCAGGACCUCGACAUCAAAUCAACGUCCUACAACAAGGCCCAACAGGACCUUCAGCAACUGAACCUGGCGCGUCGUACGGAGCGCGAGCAGAUUGAGGCAUCAGAGAUGGGUAGACGACAGAACCUGGAUCGUCGCAUCACCAACCUUGAGAGCGAGAUUGCCGAGCUCAAGUCAGAGAAGGAGAAGCUGAACAGCAUCAUCGAUCAGCGUCUGCCAAACAUACCCAGCCAAGAGUACCUGGCCGAGUCCAAGAUCCUACUCGACACCAAGGAGUUGGACAUUCACAAGCUCAAGAAGGAGGUGGAUCGUCUCACACACAGCAUUGACUCGUAUCGCAACAGCAAGGACACAAUCACACAGAUGCAACGCGCAGCCAAGUCUGAGCUCGAGCUGAAGGACACUGAACUCAAUGAACAUCGCGAGAAGCUGGCCGCCAUCUCCAAGAUGCACGAUGAGCUGAAGCAGAGUGAGACAGGAAUGUUAGAGCGACAGAACCAACUGCAGCUGGCUGUGGACCUGUUGAAAGAGUCACGAGAUCCUGUGGACAUUGAGCAACUGCGUAGUUCAGUUGCCAAGAAGCAAGAGGAGCUGAGCGAGUGGAAGAACAAGCUAAAGACAAUCGAGGAGCUCAAGACCAAGCAUCACCAGGACAUCACCAAGGUGGUCGACAACAAGAAGGUUCAAUUGAGCAGUCUGCACAUUGUGCUGUCACAGAGCAAGGGGAUACAGGAGAAACAGAAGCAAGAGUUGGAUAGCACAAUGGUGGAGAUCGAUGCUAUUGGAAAGUCAUACGAGCAGAUGCAGGAGCAGAAUACUCGACUGUCCACUCAGAUAUCAGACAAGGAGGACACACAUGCACAACUGAUGGCUGAGAAUAUCAAGUCACAACAGGCGAUCCGUCUGACAAAGGAGGCUCAGGCAGCGGUCGAGGAACGUGUGCUGCGCAGUGAGGAGAAGCUGAAGGCGCAGGCAGAGAUGAUGGCCAAGGUCGAGGAAAAGUAUCAGACACUCUACAAGCAGCUGUCCAAAGCGAAUGAGGAUCUCUUUGCCUGCAGCUUCGAGUUGGAAAAGAACAAGCAAAUUGUACACGAGAAGCUGUCACAUGCAAAGGAGUUAAAGACACAAUGGGAUCAUCUUGGUGCCAUGGGUGAUGAGCUCAAGAAGAAGUCAGAUGACUCCAUCGCUGCCCUUGAGAGGGAGAUCGAAAAGGCCAAGAAGCUUGAUGAGGAGAAACAGAUGCUCAAGAAGAAGCUGGAAAAGAUUACUGUAAAUAACUCGCUCUCAUCCUCUACUGCAGAGGAGGAGCUUCGACUGAUAAAUCAACGACUGAGGUGUACGAUUUGCAACGAUAGACAGAAGAACUAUGUCAUUGCCAAGUGCUUUCAUGUGUUUUGUAAAGAGUGUAUAUAUUCCAAUAUCGAUACGAGGAAGAGGCGAUGUCCAGGAUGCAAGCGACCAUUUUCAGAGAGCGACGUACAUCAAGUAUACCUCACCUAG